Molecule: messenger RNA, 1944 nt
Organism: Hordeum vulgare subsp. vulgare (domesticated barley)
Lineage: Eukaryota; Viridiplantae; Streptophyta; Magnoliopsida; Poales; Poaceae
Product: F-box/FBD/LRR-repeat protein At3g14710-like
Exons: 5
Coding region: 259-1860 (533 amino acids)
Molecular function (GO): protein binding
Source: RefSeq, a predicted model, not a curated record
AUUAUCAAUUCUCCCCUCUUCCUUCCCCUCCCCGCCUUGGAGAGGCCAACGGAAUAGGAUUCCGGGAUUUCCUCGACUCGGAGCGAAACAGGGUUUCCCGAAAUCUCCGGGCUUUGCUGCCAAUUUCGCCGCCUCACGAGCUCGACGCGCGUAGCAGUUCGUCGUGCCGCCGCCGCCGCCGCCCGAAGGGGCUGCAGUGAGCCGGCCACGGAUUGAUUCCCUCUCCGGAUUGAUUGGUUGAUUGUUUGCUGCAUCAGAAUGGGGAACCUUCUGAAUCUCAUGCGUGGAAUAGGAGAUGAUCAGUUUGAACCGUGGCCCAUUCUGGGUUUCAGGGCUAUAUCGGGCCAAACCAGAUGGAAAGCAAUCCAUAAAAAAUUAAUAGCUACUGGCCGGUUUCAACUGUUGAGCAUGGUGGUCUGCAUAGCAAUCUAUAAGAAGGGGAUACUGAGUGGUCGAUUUACAUUGUUCAGCAUUCUGACUUGUGGUGUUAUAUCCGACUACAUCUGUCACAGGUUAAUCUCUGAAAAGCGGAUACCAAGUGAUCCGUUCGACAGCCUUCCAGAGGAUCUGCUAUGUACAAUUUUAUCAAAGUUGCCUCUGGAUGAGGCUGUAAGGACCAGUGCCGUGUCAAGGAAAUGGAGAUUCUUGUGGACAGUUUGUCCAAACCUGAGAUUUGAAGGAAUUACAAUGUGUGGGAAAGAACAAGAUGUUCAGAAGUUCAUCGAUAAUGUUAAUGCAGUCUUGGCACAGUGCCACGGCAGUUUUUUUGACGAGCUUGCCAUCAAAUUUGAUUUUGACACCUUGCUGGUUGACCAUCUCAAUAAUUGGGCUCGCUUUGCGGCAUCCUCACGGAUAAAGUACCUAACUUUUGAUUUGGCACCGGAACGUUUUGGAGGUCGUUAUGAUCGGUACUUAUUCCCGUUCCAACUUUUAGAUAGUGGAAGUAUUUCUCGUCUACAGAAAAUCCAUCUUAGCUUUGGAUAUCUCCAGCCACCAACCGGGUUCAGUGGUUUCCCUAACCUACGGAAGCUUGAUCUGAACUUAGUGAAUGUCACUGCAAAAGAUCUUCAAGACAUGUUGUCAAAUUGUUGUAACCUAAAGUGGUUAAGUAUUGUUAGAUGUCAUCUCUAUGAUGAGCUAAAGGUCAAUGGUCCACUGCCUCACCUGCUAUACUUAUAUUUUUCAUUCUGUGAGAUAACGAAGAUUGCACUGCAUGCUGUGAAACUCACAAAUUUUGUAUACAAGGGAAAGCCGGUAUGUAUCGACCUCGGCAAAUCUUCAAAACUGGAAAGUGCAGAUAUUAGGUUUUAUCGAGUAACUCUUGAGGAUGCUACCACCCAACUUGCUAAUGUGUUUACACAUGUUCAAAUUCUAACUUUUGAUGCUUGCUACGAACCACCACAGAUACCCUGCCUGGUGCAUAAGCCAUGCAUGUUUUCGCAGCUGAGGCAUUUGAAACUGAUGCUGCUAUUUGAAAGCGAUGUUGAUACUCUGAAUUUGGUCUCCUUUCUGAUGUCUGCUCCUUUCAUCGAAAUUUUGGAGAUGGAUUUAAUUGUUUCUCCUUUCUCAUACACGGGGCAUGUGUCGCUGGAGGGACUUGUGGACCGUCCAUAUAAACAUCUGAAGAAUGUGUGCAUGACGGCAUUCCGAGGAUCCAGAGGCCAGCUUGAAUUUCUUUUACACAUAGUGGAAAAUGCCCCUGCGUUGGGAUUUUUAACUAUAGACCAUACGUAUAAACAGGUGAAGCAUGCGUGGAAAGAUGCUGAAAAGGAAGUGAAAUUUGUGGAUUUAGUUCAUGGAACGGCUAGAAGAUAUCUCGAAGGAAAAAUCUCUUCCCGGUGUUCUCUGAGAUUAGUUUAAGUAGGUAGGGUUUAAGUGAGACGCAUAAACAAUAAUUGGAGCUUUGUUUUCGUUCUGAACUUAUUAAUAUAAUCUACCGGGGGU